GCUGCGAGGGACAGGGUGCAGAGCCGCAGUGCCGUAGCGGGCAGCAAAGGCAGCCUGCCCUUCCAGCAGCCUAGCCCCUAGCGGAGGCGGAAGACCCGAGGGGCCGCCAACCCUGGAAGCCGCCUGAUGUCCCCGCCCCAGAGAGGGCUGCACUGGGAGGAGGACGCCCUGGAGCCCGCUUCGGUCCCCUUAUGUCUCUCGGUUCCUCUUUCCUCCCAAGUAAGGGAAUAAGCGUCUAGGAGGGAGCGCCCCCGGCAAGCGCGCAACCAAGUGUUGCAUGGUGAGGAAUUGCCAGGAUUUGGGGAUUGGCCUGGACCACAGCAGAAGUAUGUUGCCUGAGGAAUAGCAGAAAUCUUUUGUCAGCUGUCGAGAGCUGCCCACAACUGUCAUCAACACUUGAGUGCCCUAGAAGUCUUCUGGAGACCUGAUCCAUUGCAUAUCUGCAAUGAGCCAGACCCUGAGCUGGGCCUCAACUUCUCCCUGGUGAACAGAAUUCCACCUGUGGCUUCGGUUGAUCACACUCAGCUGAAAGAUGAGUGAAGAAAGAUGGGUCUCUCUCUCAUCAGAAGAAUUUGAUCAACUCCAGAAAUACUCUGAAUAUUCCUCCAAGAAAAUAAAAGAUGUGUUGACUGAGUUUAAGGAAGGUGGAAGUCUCAAGCAAUAUGACCCACACAAGCCCAUUAGCUAUGAUGUCUUCAAGCUGUUCAUGAGGGCAUACCUGGAGGUGGACCUUCCUCAGCCACUGAGCACACACCUCUUCCUGGCCUUCAGCCAGAAGCCCAGACAGGAGACACCUGACCACCCAAAGGAGGGGGCCAGCAGUAGUGAGCCCAAUGUCUCAGAUUAUAAUACGGAUAAUGCCGCCAAAGCAGAUGAGGCCUGCGCUCCAGACACUGAAUCAAAAAUGGCUAAGACACAGGCGUCAUCUAAAGACCUAGAGGCUGUAGUCCCAUGGGAAGAUCUCAGUGCUCUGUCUUCCAGCUCAGAUGCUCCCAUGGUGUAUCUGAAGGAUGUGGUGUGCUACUUGUCCCUGCUGGAGACAGGAAGACCUCAGGAUAAACUAGAAUUCAUGUUUCGUCUCUAUGACUCUGAUGAAAAUGGACUCCUGGACCAAGUGGAGAUGGAUCAGAUUGUGAACCAAAUGCUGCAUAUUGCCCAGUACCUGGAGUGGGAUCCCACUGAGCUCAGGCCUAUACUGAAGGAGAUGUUGCAAGGAAUGGACUACGACAAGGAUGGCUUUGUGUCUCUACAGGAGUGGGUCCAUGGGGGGAUGACCACCAUCCCAUUGCUGGUCCUCCUGGGAAUGGAUGACUCUGGCUCCAAAGGGGAUGGGAGGCAUGCCUGGACUCUGAAGCAUUUCAAGAAGCCCACUUACUGCAACUUCUGCCACAUCAUGCUGAUGGGUGUUCGGAAGCAAGGCCUGUGCUGCAUUUACUGUAAAUAUACUGUCCACCAACGCUGUGUUUCCAAAAACAUUCCUGGAUGCGUGAAAACAUACUCCAAAGCCAAAAGGAGUGGCGAGGUGAUGCAGCACGCGUGGGUGGAAGGGAACUCCUCCGUCAAGUGUGACCGGUGCCACAAAAGUAUCAAGUGCUACCAGAGUGUCACCGCGCGGCAUUGCGUGUGGUGCCAGAUGACGUUUCACCGCAAAUGUGAAUUAUCGACGGUGUGUGAUGGUGGAGAACUCAAAGACCACAUUUUGCUGCCUACCGCCAUAUGCCCCAUCACCCGAGACAGGCAAGGAGGGAAGUCCGACAGCAGCGCGGCCCUCAAGGGUGAACUUGUAACGCAGUAUAAGAUCAUCCCUAGCCCAGGAACUCACCCCUUGCUGGUCUUGGUGAACCCCAAAAGUGGAGGGAGACAAGGAGAAAGAAUUCUUCGGAAAUUCCACUACCUGCUCAACCCCAAACAAGUAUUCAACCUGGACAACGGGGGGCCUGCUCCAGGAUUGAAUUUUUUCCAUGACACCCCAGACUUCCGAGUUCUUGCCUGUGGUGGAGAUGGGACAGUUGGCUGGAUUCUUGAUUGCAUUGAUAAGGCCAACUUCACAAAGCACCCACCAGUGGCUGUCCUGCCUCUUGGAACGGGGAAUGACCUUGCGCGAUGUCUCCGCUGGGGAGGAGGUUAUGAAGGGGGCAGCUUGACAAAAAUUCUGAAGGAAAUUGAACAAAGCCCCUUGGUGAUGCUGGACCGUUGGUAUCUAGAAGUCAUCCCCAGAGAGGAGGUGGAGAAUGGAGACCAGGUCCCAUACAACAUCAUGAACAACUACUUCUCCAUUGGUGUGGACGCUUCCAUUGCACAUAGAUUCCACAUGAUGAGAGAGAAACACCCCGAAAAAUUCAACAGCAGGAUGAAGAACAAGCUGUGGUAUUUUGAAUUUGGUACCUCGGAGACAUUUGCGGCCACCUGCAAGAAACUCCAUGACCACAUAGAGCUGGAGUGUGAUGGAGUUGAGGUAGACCUGAGCAAUAUUUUCCUGGAAGGCAUUGCCAUUCUGAACAUUCCCAGCAUGUACGGAGGCACCAAUCUCUGGGGAGAAACCAAGAAGAACCGGGCUGUGAUCCGGGAAAGCAGGAAGAGCAUCACAGACCCAAAGGAGCUGAAAUGCUGUGUCCAAGACCUCAGUGACCAGCUCCUUGAAGUGGUGGGUCUAGAAGGAGCCAUGGAAAUGGGGCAGAUCUACACUGGCUUGAAGAGUGCAGGAAGGAGACUGGCCCAGUGCUCCUCUGUCACCAUUAGGACUAACAAGCUUCUGCCAAUGCAAGUAGAUGGAGAGCCCUGGAUGCAGCCGUGUUGCACGAUUAAAAUCACUCACAAAAACCAGGCACCUAUGAUGAUGGGGCCUCCCCAGAAGAGCAGUUUCUUCUCACUGAGGAGGAAAAGCCGUUCAAAAGACUAAACAGUAUGCCAAACAAACACCAGCUCCACCAAGAACACACACACACACACAGGCACACACACACACACACACACCAGAGGGAGCAAAGCCACACUUCCAGAUGAAAGUGUCACCCUGCCAUAGAGUCUACCAAUUUUGAAAUGGAUCCUCUCUUAACAGAGCCAAUACCCAUGAAAUAUUUUGAAUGGACUCAGGGCCCACCAGGAUGGGUUGGCUCAUACAGCAACUUCCACAUUCCCACAGGCCUUGGGUAGACUUUGAGGCCGAAGGAGAAAUCCCCUUUCUUCUUCACCACUCCUAUAAGGUUCCAGGCUGCAGGUUUCCUGCCUACAGUGAGAUCGGAUGUGGUCAAAGGAAAGAGCUCCAACCCAGAAAUUUUGCACAAAAGUCCUUCUGUAUGGAAACAAAACAGCCUCUAGCUCUCCAAGCAAAACCCUUGGCAGAGCUCAGCAAGCACACGAUGGUUUCUUCCUUGUCCUUCAAGCAACAGCUCCUCCCCUAGCUUGCUGAGGAAAGCCAAGAAGCCAAGGAAAGCUGUUUCCGUUUUUGAUUCCCUCUGCUGUCCAUGGGCACUUGUUCACUUCCUGAAGCAUCUCUUGGUAGCUGUUUGCUCAGAAAACAAACAAGGCUGCCUGGGCAGUAUACUUUAGAUGUGGUAUUUAUUUUCAUAAGUCCUAUGAACACCUGGGAGGGAAAGCUGAGAAAGUAGACUUUAUUUUUCAAAUUGAUGUCAUAAUAUUGUAUAAAAAGGAAAGA
Phodopus roborovskii (desert hamster) is the source of this 3655-nucleotide messenger RNA. RefSeq names its product diacylglycerol kinase gamma (gene Dgkg). The transcript is spliced from 25 exons. Gene Ontology annotation, biological process: diacylglycerol metabolic process; intracellular signal transduction; lipid phosphorylation. The record is from RefSeq and is a predicted model, not a curated record. The coding region runs from base 533 to 2899 and encodes 788 amino acids. Gene Ontology annotation, molecular function: ATP-dependent diacylglycerol kinase activity; calcium ion binding. NCBI's taxonomy places the organism in Eukaryota, Metazoa, Chordata, Mammalia, Rodentia, Cricetidae. Gene Ontology annotation, cellular component: plasma membrane.